Messenger RNA from Prorocentrum cordatum, 397 nucleotides. NCBI's taxonomy places the organism in Eukaryota, Dinophyceae, Prorocentrales, Prorocentraceae. The record is from the annotation of a GenBank genome assembly.
GAGGACAGGAAGGGGCGCGACAACAAGAAGGCGAAAAGGGGCGGCAAGAAGGACCGAGAGGACAAGAGGUCUUCGAAGAAGGCCGCGGGCGCCAGGGAGAGGCAGAAGAAGACGAGGCGGCGCUCCAAACGCAGGCAGUCCUCCUCCGACUCUGAGGCCGCCGCCAGCGGCGACAGCGGGUCCCGGCGCUCCCCGGCAGGAGGCGAAGGCGGCCGCCGAGCGCGCCGUGCAGGAGGCGCGCACGAAGGCCAACGCGGACGUCGCGGCCGCCGUGCGCGAGGCGGAGGCCGCGGCGCAGAAGGAGGCGCGCGGGGCCUCCGCUCGGGCGGGGGGGCUCAGUCAGGGACAACCACGGGGGGGCUUCGAGGUUGUGCGGUUCGAGGGGUCGUUGUGGUAG